CGCAACACCUAUUUUUUCCACCGCCCUCAGCCGCAUCUUUCUUUGUCUCCACUCGAAUUCUCCUUGCAUCAAACCUCAAGGUCUUCCUUUCUUUCUCCACUUUUCUCAGAUCGCCCCCCCACCCUUCCAUAUUUCACGAAGAAACUAACCGCACCGGAGACUCUAUCUCAUCAUUAAUGGCAGAUUCAAGGUCUUACACCAAGCUUCAUUUAUCACCUGAGGAGUUUCAAGCAAACCCCUCUUCCUACACCAGACAUAAAUCCUACUCUCAAAUCCUCUGUAAGUCUCUCUUCUUUCUCCUUUUUCUUAUUGCUAUUCCUCUGUUCCCUUCGCAAGCUCCUAAAUUUAUCAACCAGUCCAUACUCACCAAGUUCUGGGAGUUUGUUCACUUUCUGUUCAUCGGCGUUGCUGUUUCCUAUGGCUUGCUUAGCCGCAGAAACGUUGAAGUGGACUUUGAUACCCACUCAAAUAACUUUGACGAUCCAGAAUCAUCUUACGUGUCUAGGAUUUUUCACGUUUUUCCUAGUUUUGAGGAUGGGUAUGAAAAUUCUUGUGGUGCCGAUGAGAAAACGGUGCACCUGUCUUGGAAUUCUCAAUGUUAUAGGGUGGGUGAUUCUACGGUUAGUGUUACUAACGGUAGCUCCGUUAUCGAUGAACAGAGCAAAACUGGAUCGAUCAAUUCUGAAAAUGGAACUGAGAUUUCACUUGAGCAAGAUGAGAAUAGUGUUGGUCAAGCUUGGAAUUCUCAGUAUCUCCAGGGUGAAUCAGUGGUUCUAGUGUCCCAAGCAAAUUAUGAAAUUGGUGAAUUGGAGAAACCUGAGCAAGUAGCUGGUUAUGAGCCGUUAAGAGUGCCAGUUAUGAGUUCAAAAUCAAAGAGUAGAAGCCUAGAUAGUGCUCAAUUUAGUAACGGAAGCGAGUCUAUUUCAAGUUUGAUUGGUUCUUCCAGUAGUUCUGGAAGGAUCGUGGACGAGAAACAUUUUUUUGGUGAUACGGGCAACUCAAACACGGACGAGAAAUUUAAUGGAAGUUUUCCCUUACCCUCUGAAAUUCCACGCCGUUCUAUAUCUGGAAGGGCAGAAAUGAAGGAGAUAAUAGGUCCAGUUGAUGGUGAUCCUUCACAUAUUCAGCCUCUCUCAGUUGAUGAAACUCAAUUUCAAUCUCCCAAACCGCAAUCUUUCAGAUCUACAACAGCGUCUUUCUCGUCCCAAGCUAGGUCAAUAUUGAAUUCCCCAACCGAGCUCUUUCCUUCACACUCUGUUUCCACUGAUCGGCAGAAUUCCGGAACAGAAGAUUCUGCUUCACAAUCACCACAAACAACAGUGUAUCGCGAGGCUCGACUGAAUGCAUUUCAUUUGAGGAAAUACACUAGUGGCUCUUUAUUCAAAAAGAAUUUGCAUGUAACCUCAAAAGAUAAAUUGAAGGAUCUGAGUGGCGCAAGAGAGGAUUCCUUGGGUGUUAAAGAGAAUGAGCAGGUUUCUUUGGGAUCGGAUAAGAAACCUGGAACGAUUGGUAAAGCUACAUCUAGAGGAAAAUCUCUUAGGAUCAAUAGAAGUGGUUUAUAUACUGCAGAGGCAAUAAAGGCUGAAGAGAUGAGUACAACUCACUUUGAUGACCAGGCUGGAAAAGGAUCUAAUGAAGCGAAAGCAGUAAAUAUAAGGAAAAAUGAAAUGAAAGGUAACAUGUCAAUUGGCAUCAGCGAGAAGAAUAUUGAUACUCACUGCAAUGUGCCAAUGGCAACAUAUGCAAAAUAUCUGAAGAGAGAAAAGGUAAAAUGCUUGGAAAAUGUUGCUGUGGAAUCCGAAAAAGACUCGGAGAAUAAUAAGACCAACAGUGUUCCGGUGAGGUUAGAUGAAGGUAGUAGGACUGGGACUGAAUUUGUGAGUGAUGCAGGGCUUGACCCUAAUGAGGUUGAUAAGAAGGCUGGUGAGUUCAUAGCCAAGUUCAGGGAGCAGAUUAGACUUCAGAAAGAGGCAUCUGUUGAAAGAUCAAGAAGGAUGCGCAUAAGCAGUAAGCAUCUAAGAUGAAGCAUAUGCUUGUAGUGCUCUAACAAUACGAAGAUUGUGAAUUAUCUUUGACAAAGCUAAUUAUCUUGUACAUUUGGAAGACCUUUCUUGUAGAAUGAGACAGUAAUUAGCAGCUCAGCUAGCAGCCAUGUGUGAUCAGACGUAAAUCUUUCUGCAUCUUUGCAUGAAUGAAUGAAGAACAUGGUACCAUCUUUGAAUGUUAACUAGCUACUAGCUAGUAAUAUCUUAUAGAUAUAAAUAAUGCCAAGGGGUUAUCUUAAAGAACCUUAAUGUUUAAUGAUAAUUGUUGUAAAAGCUAAAUCUAUUACUUGAUUCCUGAAUAUCUACCAUGAAUAAUGGAAAUUACAGGCAUAUUGUUUAAGGCUU
Messenger RNA from Manihot esculenta (cassava), 2390 nucleotides. RefSeq lists its product as uncharacterized. The transcript has a single exon. Lineage: Eukaryota; Viridiplantae; Streptophyta; Magnoliopsida; Malpighiales; Euphorbiaceae. The record is from RefSeq and is a predicted model, not a curated record. The coding region runs from base 177 to 2024 and encodes 615 amino acids.